AUGUCAAAAAACAUUAUAGCCGAGCAUGAGAUCAGGAAUAUCUCGUGUGCCGCGCAGGACCCUGAAGAUCUGUCCACGUUUGCGUACAUCACCAAGGACCUGAAAUCCAGCCAUCAUUACUGCCAUGUGUUUACAGCUUUUGAUGUGAAUCUGGCCUAUGAGAUUAUCCUGACGUUGGGCCAGGCGUUUGAGGUGGCGUAUCAGUUGGCCCUCCAGGCCAGAAAGAGCGGCCACGGGUCAUCCACUCUGCAGAGAGCUUCGACAGCAAAACCCUCCAAACCUGUCCCUAAACCUCGCGUAAACAUACGCAAGUCUAUGGAGCAGCCCUCAAUGGAUCAAAAGGGCCACGCCAACGUCCCCUGGAUAGUCGAGCCAGGACAGGAAGCCAAAAGAGGAGCAAACACCAAGGCAAUGGCGGACGCCCAUGUCUAUUACAGUGGAAUUCAGAGAAUGUAGCCUGCCCCUAACAUGGACCCUCACUCUCACACGCAUUGCAAAAACGGACCGCAAAUACGGAACCUAAAAGCGUCACCGGAGCCUCUCAUAUCGCACUUGUAAGGAUUUGCACAAGGACUUUUUCGCCUGGGACUUGGCUUUCGCGUACAAGGACCGUCGACAUGGACCCGUGGCCUUUUAACGAAACACUCGCAUGCGCUCGCACACACACACUGCAUAAAAACAAUAGGAGGAGACUUUGGAAUCGGAAUGUACACUUUUCAAGAGGAAGCGAUCCGAAUCACGUUCUGAAGGAUUUUGUCGUGUGAGAAACGGACUUGGGAAAGAUUCGGAUGACUACACUGACUUUUCACCGAAUAUCUAGUCCAAAAUACCAUGGCAUGUCUGGGCUGGGAUGAAAAUGGACAUUUACAUGAAUUGCUGUAUUUUUUUCCUUUUCUGUUUUCUAUGUUUCUUUCUUCUUCUUUUCCUUAUUUCGUUUUUUUGUGGUUAUUGAUCUAAAAAUAUCAAUAUGCACAAUGUGAAAGGACUCACUGCAGUAGACAACAAUGAAAUGGACACGUCUCGUGCCAAAAUCACUACGGAGUGGUUGUUGACGUAAUUGGUGACGCCAUGCAGAUUAGUAUUCAUAUAUUGGCAAGAAAUUUUACUGUUUAAUAGAGAACUAUAUUACCAUUACUGUAAAAUUUACAAUUAUUAUAAUUAUUCUUCUUAUUGUGCAAUUCUCGUCUGAUGUCGUCUUAAUGUUACAUUAUUUUUUUAUGACACGUUGAGCUCGAAUACGUAGCCAUCCGAGAAAACUAAACAAAUAUUAUUCUAGUACUACGGAGGAUGUUCGAACGUGUGGAUGGCUCCACUUGUGUUUCAAAUGAAAAUAUAAAAACAGAUGUCUUAUUUUCACUCAUUGUCACUGUAGAAUUUUGCCACAGUUAUGUAAAUAAAUAUUUUGUUGACUCAUUGUUCAUAUAUGUAAUAAAAAAAACAAAGAAAAAACUUGUAUUAAGAAUGAGAAAAACAAAUAAAUAAAUUGCAUUGGUAAACAAGGUACCAAAUUUGGCAGGUCAAAGUGCAACACAUUAAAACAAAACAACAGUAUGUGCAACGGGUUGAUUUGUGACAUCAUUGCUGACUAACAUGUGUAGAUAGGCUUGGGCUUCCAGCACACAGAUUUUGUAAGUUUGGUCUUUAUUUAUAUUCUUGCAAAGCACACCGAAUAAAUCCAGAUUGUAGAUCCAUUGUU
This is a messenger RNA of Carassius auratus (goldfish), 1696 nucleotides long. Its product is annotated as ankyrin repeat and sterile alpha motif domain-containing protein 1B-like. The record is from RefSeq and is a predicted model, not a curated record. Gene Ontology annotation, biological process: ephrin receptor signaling pathway. Gene Ontology annotation, molecular function: ephrin receptor binding. The transcript is spliced from 5 exons. NCBI's taxonomy places the organism in Eukaryota, Metazoa, Chordata, Actinopteri, Cypriniformes, Cyprinidae. The coding region runs from base 1 to 456 and encodes 151 amino acids. Gene Ontology annotation, cellular component: cytosol.